AUGGUGGCGCCACGUCCGCGUCCGCUACAGGCGCUGAACUACUCGGAAAUUGUUGGACGACGGAAGAGACAUGGCAUAACGUUUAUAGUUGGAUUAAUAAUAGCCAGAGUUGCAACGAUUCCGAAGGCGACAGCGUCCGCUCGUCAAGCUCUUCGCAUCUGCAGUCCAGCCCAAAGCAGUCAUCAGGCUGGCCGUUGGACGACUCGUCGCUGA
This is a messenger RNA of Haemonchus placei, 213 nucleotides long. The record is from the annotation of a GenBank genome assembly. Lineage: Eukaryota; Metazoa; Nematoda; Chromadorea; Rhabditida; Trichostrongylidae.